GAACGUAAAAAAAAUAGAGAACAACAAAGAAUAACAGCAAAAAUUAAUCAGAGGAAAAAGGGGUUUGCCCACCUUCACCAAAGUAAAAGCGAACAACUAAAAAACCUCCUCCCACAUGAUAUUUCAGAGUGUCAAGCUCUGAACGACAUAAAAAAAAUUGUGGCCAAAAGUGGGUACCAUAGCGAUGAGAUAUCGGAAAUGAAUAAUGAACUUGCCAAUGAUGAAAGAAGGAAAAGGAUUCAACAUCUUCUUGAUGACAACCACAAUAAUCAUGUAGUGAAG
Messenger RNA from Dentiscutata heterogama, 282 nucleotides. NCBI's taxonomy places the organism in Eukaryota, Fungi, Glomeromycota, Glomeromycetes, Diversisporales, Gigasporaceae. The record is from the annotation of a GenBank genome assembly.